This is a messenger RNA of Saccostrea cuccullata (small rock oyster), 2724 nucleotides long. RefSeq lists its product as uncharacterized. Gene Ontology annotation, cellular component: membrane. The transcript is spliced from 4 exons. Bases 1 to 2724 code for a protein of 907 amino acids. Lineage: Eukaryota; Metazoa; Mollusca; Bivalvia; Ostreida; Ostreidae. The record is from RefSeq and is a predicted model, not a curated record. Gene Ontology annotation, molecular function: G protein-coupled receptor activity. Gene Ontology annotation, biological process: G protein-coupled receptor signaling pathway; cell surface receptor signaling pathway.
AUGUUUGACUGCCGUCAACCAACAGAUUUUAACUACUUGUCAUCUUACGAGGAAAUCUUGGAGUUGGGAGAUAUCCUACGAAAACACAUUGAUGAAUUGAUGCAAUAUUCCAACAGUUCCAAACAACGACAAAAUUCUGCUGUUAUGCAGUACAUUAAUGCUACCAAUCUUGUACGAUACAGUUUUGCUCUCUCUGGUUCGGGGCAACCUUGGAAAUGUGUCAGUGAAAGAUAUUUUAAGACAGAAAGCAUCUCGCCGACUGACUACUUAGCACUGGGUGGGUGUUUGGAAAAUCAUCAAGGAAUAAACCAGUUGUGUACUGAUCCAAAAUUCACUGAUUUUUAUCAAAUGUUUCCUGUCACUGCACACUCUCAUUACACAGAAACAUAUGCCAAUGUUUUCUGCUUCUUAUGUAAUAAAAAGAAUAUUGAUGACCAAAUCUUAAACAGCCUUGCUUAUGACCUGGAUGUCUGGGAACUGAUCAUUGAAUGUAAAACUUACGUAAAUUACAAAUUCUUCAACUCCAUGCAAGCCUACAUUAACUUUGUUGAAGAAAAUAAUUGUCUUUUAAAAUUCAAAAAACGUAGAAAUGGAUUAAACUGCAGGGACAUGUAUACUUCGGAUAGAAAGGGUGUUGGGAGGUGUAAUGUCGACGGAUCACAGACUUCACUUGACUAUGACAUUCUAUUUGCAUGUGAAAGGUCAGAAGAUUAUAGAUUUCCAAGAGUCAUUUCUGAGGGAAUUUUGUAUAGAAACAAGUUCUGUUUAAUUUGCAACUCAAGAAAAGUUCCGUCCACAGAUAUUAUUGAUACGUGUUCAUCAAACAGCACAACUAGUUCAAGCCUAAUACAGAAAGCAUGUCAUGAGUUUCCAAGCAUUCAUGUCUGUACCAAUUUUCGAAACGUAUUUUGCGAGAUGUGCAAUGAAGUUUACAGGUGGUGUUUUUUCCUUUAUGAUGACAAGCAAGAGCCUGCGACAGGUCCGCCAAUUAUUCCAACCGUUGGACCAACGCCACUAGGGUUCAGAUCGGUCUUUUCUCUUUUGGACUAUGAUAAUGUGGCCGUGAAAUCAAAAACGACGUCCUGUUCUUCCAAUCAAAUCUACGAUGAUUUUCAGAAUGAAUGUAUGAAUAUCACCUGUUUUCCUGGUAAAACUUUGAUGAAUGGUAGCUGUCUGUCCCUCCUGAGGAACACAGAAAACCUACGAUAUACGAUGGCCGUGAGAUUCAAAUUCAUUGAGAUUACCAGCAACAUCUCCUUAUACAAUUACAUGGUGAACAUCCGCAAGUUAAUUAAAAGAGAUCUUUCUUAUUCCUUCACGGGAACAAUUUUAGUGGAAGAUAUUCUACUCAUGUCGAAAGGAAACUGCAACUAUAGAGCAAACAGGUUGGAUGAUAUGUAUAUGUAUCUAAAAAUCUUUUUCCCGUUUAGUAUUGAACGCGACAAGGUAGAAAAUCAGCUUAUUUCUUUGACAAACAAUUCAGUAUUAUGGAACAAUUAUUUUCCUGACGUUUGGAAAGUAAAAGUUAUACCAGAUCAGACUUCAAUAUUCUUACCUUCAUUGCUUUGGAAACUAGACCGCGAAGAAAACUGCUGGCUUUUUCCAGAAAAACUUCAAUAUGGUAAAUCUGUUUUUCGAAAUGUGUUAGUUGCUCCUUUGUUAACUUGUAACCAAUUAGUUAUGGAUAAUGAUGCGUUUGGUGUACCAUGGAAAAAUAUUCGUUUCGAGUAUUCUCAGAAGGGAAUAACACUGACGUUUCACCAGUUUCAGAGCUUUGACAAUUCUGGGAUUCGGGUCUGCGUAGAUGAUCUUGCUUACUACGUGGAUACUUUUAGAUUUCGUUUUAAAAAUGAAAAAAAUACAUCAUUAAUGAUGUUGAACAUUGUUUGUAUUGGAAUUUCUCUUGUAUGUCUGUUAUUAACAUUCGUAACAUAUGCCUCUUUUAAAAGUCUUAGAACCAUACCAGGGCUUAAUAACAUGUUUCUUAUAUCUUCCUUAUUUUUUGCUCAGUUACUUUUAAUAGUAAGACCAUUUUUAAGUAUCAAGGAUUUCAACACAUCGACAGUUUUUCUUUCGUCAUUAACUCACUUUUUCUGGCUAGCGACAUUCUUUUGGCUACAAAUUUGUUCCUUUCAUAUGUUUCGAGUUUUCACCUCUAGAUUCGGCAUUGACAAAAGAACGGAUUGUCAUAAAAAUACAAUACUGAAAUACAUAUUAUAUGGAUUUGGAACGUCUGCAUCUAUAGUGCUACUCAAUAUUGUCAUAUCAGUUAUAAUUUCUUCAGGUGAAACUACGGGCUAUGACAAGACAUCCACCUUGAUGACACAUAGAACUGCAUUCAUUGUUACUCUCAUAUGCCCUCUUACAUAUGUGUGUCUCACGAAUAUAAUAUUUUACAUAUCGGCAGUCUAUAAAAUUUUAUCAAGUCCACAUAUUGAAAAUUCUACUGGAAACAGGAUUCACUUCUCAGUGUAUAUAAAGCUGUUCUCAAUAACGGGGUUAACGUGGGUUCUUCAGAUAGUUGACAUGUUUCUCACGGUCUCUUUUCUCUCUUACAUUGUUGCAAUCUUAAAUGGUCUACAGGGAUUAUUUAUUUUCAUAAGUUAUGUUUGCAACAUAAGAGUGUGCAAAAUGUGGAUAAGCAUUUUUCGAACAUUGUCUUCGACAUCUUCCAAUUCCAAUUCCAUUCUCCAUUCAGUUAGAUCUGAAACCACAGCUCUUUAA